Xiphias gladius (swordfish) is the source of this 1289-nucleotide messenger RNA. It is a transcript of the gene fgfr1op2, whose product is annotated as FGFR1 oncogene partner 2. Gene Ontology annotation, biological process: response to wounding. The coding region runs from base 300 to 947 and encodes 215 amino acids. The record is from RefSeq and is a predicted model, not a curated record. The transcript is spliced from 6 exons. NCBI's taxonomy places the organism in Eukaryota, Metazoa, Chordata, Actinopteri, Istiophoriformes, Xiphiidae.
UUUUGAAUGGCAGUCGACCAGUUAGACCAACAUGCUUGCAAUAUGAGCCUUCAGUAGAUUUGCAUGACAGCUUUAGUGUGGUUAGUAAGUCAGCUGAUAAGUAAGCAAAGACUUAUGCCUGUGCGGCUGAUAAUCGAACGUUACUCCUAGCCGGUUAACUGAACCAGAAAGACUGAGUGUGUAAUUAUCUUUACGUUUGCCACAGUUAAUGUAAAAAUUGCGCACUAGUAACUACAUAUAUCACCUACAACACAGCGAAUUAGCUGACGCAGCAGCUGUCAUCCAAGAUAUGACGAGGCAUGAACUGUACCUUAGAGAAGGUCUUGGCAGAUGCCAAAUCAUUAGUGGAAAGGCUUCGUAACCAUGACAACGCUGCUGAGAUGUUAAUUGAACAGACGACAUCCCUUAACAAGAGAGUGGAGGCCAUGAAACAGUACCAGGAGGAGAUUGAUGCACUGAACCAGGUUGCACGACAUCGGCCUCGUUCCAGUCUGGUCCUUGGAAUCCAGCAGGAAAACCGUCAGAUCAGAGAGCUCCAACAGGAAAACAAAGAGCUACGGACCUCAUUGGAGGAACACCAGUCUGCGUUAGAGCUGAUCAUGACCAAAUACAGGGAGCAGGUAUUCAGGCUCCUUAUGGCCAGCAAGAGGGACAACCCUACCAUCAUGACCCAGCUGAAGGAACAGCACACCACGGAAAUGCAAGCACACAUAGACAAGAUCAAUGAAAUGGCCUCUGUGAUGAGGAAGGCAAUAGAGGUGGACGAGGGGCGGAUAUGUGAAGAUGAGGAGAGGAUUAAACAGCUAGAGCUGGAGAACAGUGGACUUCGAGAGCUGCUGGGAAUCAGUCGUGAGGCGUUCCUUGUUCUAAAGAGAGAUGAUGCAUCAGAGAGCACAUCUCUGUCACAGUUGCUGACAAGUGCUGACGUCAGCUUACGAAAAAGUUAGAGCCCAAGUCACUGCCCAACCCCCUCACCUCACCUGCGGCCACUACUGAGUACAGUAUGUAGAGUCUGUCGCCACAUACCACUUCACCUUUCACCGUAAAGACUCUUCCAAUGACCCUCCCCUUUUCCUGGUGCAUUUACAGCAGCAUGAUGCUACUGAGUUGUAUCCCUGUCUGGUGAUUCAAACAAGAGCAGUUUCUUUUGUUUUUUUUGUUUUUUUUGUGGUACUUCUGUUUUGUUUGCAAAUUUUGCCAGCAUGCAUGAACCUUUGGUGCCUGCAAAGUUUUAAAGUGUGAAUGAAUAAAAGAAGGGCUUGAGUUAAAAUAAAUCUGUAAACAUGAAA